AUGCAGUUCGGUCGGUUGGUUGGGCGGGGCGUUGGGCAGUUGGGCAGUAUGCUGGACCUCGAGGUGAUGGUGGUGAAUUUCGCCAUGACCCGCGUGGUGGCGGCGCUGUUCCUGAAGCAAACGUUGGAGGUGGCCGCAAAGGAGCGCGAGCGCGUGGCCAACGAUGCAAAGACGAAGAAGGACAAGAUGGCAAAACGCUUGCGGGAUGUCUUCAAGCUGGCGGACGACACCGGGGACGGGUGUGUGGAGCUGGCAGAGUUCCAGCAGAUGUUGGACGAGCCCGAGGUGCGAGAGACUUUGGAGUCCAUGGAGCUGAACCACCACGAGGUUCGCGCGCUGGUGGAGCUGCUGAGUGGGGGCGAGCGCCCGGUGCCCAUCCUGGAUUUCCUGCAUGCCGCCCUGACCAUGCACGAGCAGGCGAAGACCAUCCACCUGAUGCAGGCGUCCAUGGACAUCGCGAAGGUGGAGCGGGAGGUGCUGUCCAUUGGCGCCAAGCAGAACGCCUUGCUCAAGCGCUUGGGCAUGGCGGCGGAGAUCGCCGCCCUUUGA
Molecule: messenger RNA, 549 nt
Organism: Effrenium voratum
Lineage: Eukaryota; Dinophyceae; Suessiales; Symbiodiniaceae
Source: the annotation of a GenBank genome assembly